This is a messenger RNA of Myotis lucifugus (little brown bat), 3134 nucleotides long. It is a transcript of the gene TMEM260, whose product is annotated as transmembrane protein 260. Lineage: Eukaryota; Metazoa; Chordata; Mammalia; Chiroptera; Vespertilionidae. The coding region runs from base 98 to 2221 and encodes 707 amino acids. The transcript has 16 exons. The record is from RefSeq and is a predicted model, not a curated record.
CUAUCCCCGCUGCGGGAAGUUGAGAGCUGUGCUGCCCGGAAGACGUGGGCUCUCCGCUUCUCCUCCUGGGUCCCCCUUCCUGGGUCCCCAUCGGCCUAUGGGCCUCCACAGCGACGGCAGGGGCCCGGCCCCGGGGCGGGCAGCCCGAGCGGAGCCACGGAGCUCCGCGGGCCUGUGCGGCGGGCUCGCCGUGUUCGCCGCCGUGGCCGCAGUGUUCACCCUCACGCUGCCCCCCUCGGUGCCCGGGGGAGACGCGGGGGAACUGAUCACAGCCGCACAUGAGCUUGGAGUUGCCCAUCCUCCUGGCUAUCCUUUGUUCACUCUGGUGGCUAAACUGGCCAUUAUACUAUUUCCUUUUGGCUCCGUUGCCUACCGAGUCAAUUUUCUGUGUGGCUUAUUUGGAGCAGCAGCUGCAUCAUUACUUUUUUUCACCGUUUUCAGGCUUUCUGGCUCACAUGCGGGAGGAAUCCUUGCUGCGGGGGUGUUUUCAUUUUCUCGUCUAACAUGGCAGUGGUCCAUCGCAGCGGAGGUUUUUAGCUUAAACAAUCUGUUUGUGGGGCUGCUUAUGGCUCUUACUGUACAUUUCGAGGAGGCAGCAACCGCAAAAGAAAGAUCAAAGAUAGCUAAAAUUGGUGCUUUCUGCUGUGGCCUUAGCUUAUGUAAUCAGCACACAAUAGUACUCUAUGUUUUGUGCAUAAUACCAUGGGUUCUCUUUCGACUUUGCAAAGAGAAGGAACUCUCCUGGGGCUCGGUGUUGAAGCUGAGUCUGUGCUUCUCUGCUGGUUUGCUGCCCUACAUCUAUCUUCCUAUCUCAUCCUACCUCAAUCAAGCCCGCUGGACCUGGGGAGACCAGACAACGGUGCUGGGAUUUUUGACUCAUUUUCUCAGGGAAGAAUAUGGAACAUUCAAUCUGGCUAAAUCUGAAAUAGGAUCCAGUAUGUCUGAAAUUUUACUUUCUCAAGUAACAAACAUGAGGACUGAACUCUCCUUCAACAUCCAAGCCCUUGCAGUUUGGGCUAAUAUAUGUUUAGUAAGAAGGGACAGACAGAACCCAUCAUUAGUGUGGCUUUUUACUGGAAUGUUUUGCAUUUAUUCAUUGUUCUUUGCUUGGAGGGCAAAUUUAGAUAUUUCAAAACCACUUUUCAUGGGUGUGGUGGAGCGAUUCUGGAUGCAGAGCAAUGCUGUGGUGGCAGUCCUCGCUGGCAUCGGGCUGGCCACACUGGUUUCUGAGAGUAACCGAGUGCUGAACACCAAAGGCUUUCAGUAUCUAGAGUGGCUUUCAGCAGCUCUUUUUGUAAUUUACCAAAUAUAUUCUAAUUACAGCAUUUGUGACCAAAAGACCAACUAUGUGAUUGAUAAAUUUGCGAAGAACCUUCUAGCCUCUAUGCCUCAUGAUGCAAUUAUCUUACUCAGAGGAGAUUUGCCAGGAAAUUCUCUCCGUUAUAUGCAUUAUUGUGAGGGACUGAGGCCAGACAUUUCAUUAGUGGAUCAGGAAAUGAUGACUUAUGAGUGGUAUUUACCCAAGAUGGCAAAGCAUUUACCAGGUGUCAACUUUCCUGGGAACCGGUGGAAUCCUGUGGAAGGAGUAUUACCCAGUGGAAUGGUCACAUUUAAUCUUUAUCAUUUUCUUGAAAUAAAUAAACAAAAAGAAACAUUUGUUUGCAUAGGAAUUCAUGAGGGUGACCCAACCUGGCAAAAGAACUAUUCACUUUGGCCAUGGGGCUCUUGUGACAAAUUGGUUCCUUCAGAGAUCGUAUUCAACCCUGAGGAGUGGAUUAAACUUACAAGAAAUAUCUAUAACUGGACUGAAGAAUAUGGACGGUUUGAUCCAUCUUCUUGGGAAUCUGUGGCCAAUGAGGAGAUGUGGCAAGCAAGGAUGAAAACACCGUUCUUCAUUUUUAACCUGGCAGAAACUGUAAAUGUGCCUUCAAAUGUGAAAGCUCAACUCUACACUCACGCAUAUGACCUUUAUAAGGAGAUUGUCUAUUUACAAAAGGAACACCCAGUGAAUUGGCAUAAGAACUAUGCCAUCGCCUGCGAGCGGAUGCUGCACCUUCGGGAAGGAGGCGCAGACCCUGAAGUCUUGUUAUCGGAAACCAUCAGACAUUUCCGCCUCUACACUCAGAGAGCGCAGAAUGACCCGCAGCUGGCUGAUAUUUCAGCCGCUCUAAAGCACCUAAGAAAAGAACUGCAGAGUCUGAGAAAUAGGAAAAAUGCCUGAGACAGCAAAAUGUGGAAAACCUGCUUGUCAUCCUGCUUCCAAAUUUUUGAGGUCCAAAACUUUUUCUUCAGAGAAAAGAAACUGAUAAAAAAUUGAAGACUUAAGUCACUUCCCAGAUAGAAGUAAUUGGGAGGGUUGGGGGUGGGGUGGUUGUGACUGAAUUGUGCUGUUUAUACAAAAUCUGUUUAUCCCCUGUCCCCAAGUUAGCAUUUCAGGGAGAAUCUUCCGAACAUCCUUCCCACUUUCGCAACUUUUCACCUAAUGAUGUUGCUCCAUUAGAUUCUAAAAGAGAAUGGACUCUAUUCAUAUACUUAAAAUAUUGACUGUGCAUCUUUUAAGGUCCCUGCUUAUUGGGAUCAGUUUUGAAGGUUAAAUUCUUCAAACAUUAAUACCAUACCAAAGACAUUUUCUGUUUCCCAAAAGUGGCUUUAAAAAAACCCCACAAAAAAGUGAAUCUUGUUUUGCUGCAAGUCAGAAUUCUUUUAUUUUUUUUAUUUCUUAUUAGCUGUGGUUGUUACAUAAUCUCCUGUUUCAAGCUAAACACCAACCGAUGAUAUUUUGAAAAAAGUUGGGGUUUUAUUGUCUUAGGCAAUUCUCUGAAAGCACUGAAAAAUAAAGCUAAUUCACUGUUUGCUUUUUUCCAGUCGUGUAAACUGGUUGGCCAGUAAAAAGAAUUUUUUAAUUCCUUAAUUAAUUUUAUAUUUAUGUUUUGCUUCUGUUUGUGCUCAUAAAUCUGGGCCCAAUAAUUAGUAGGCUCCUGCUGCCAAAAUGCAAAAAAAAAAAAAAAGAAGAAGAAGAAGAAGAAGAAGGCGGGGAUUCGAGGGGGAGGAUGGGGAAAUGGUUCAAUAAAUUCAUUUUUGUUACAAGGAUCUUUUAUACAUAUUACUAAAGAGAACAUAGUAAGAAAUGCAAA